CACAAAACCCAGCCAACCAACAAAGAAGAUACAUCAAAAUAAUCUACCAUGCUUUCUACUAAUACUUAUUCCCUUCCGACCACCAUUUUCUUAGUGCUAACCUUUCUCUUCCCUUCAGAAGCUCAAUUGAAUGCAACCUUCUAUUCUAGCACAUGCCCCAAUGUGUCUUCUAUCGUGAGCAAUGCUGUUCAGCAGGCUCUGCAAUCUGAUUCCCGAAUUGGUGCAAGCCUCAUUCGCCUCCACUUUCAUGAUUGUUUUGUCAAUGGGUGUGAUGCGUCCAUAUUGUUAGACCAGGGUGGUAACAUCACACAAAGUGAGAAAAAUGCAGUUCCUAACUUCAAUUCCGUUCGGGGCUUUGAUAUUGUUGAUAACAUCAAGAGCUCCCUCGAAAGCUCUUGCCCUGGAGUCGUAUCUUGUGCUGAUAUUCUUGCACUUGCAGCAGAAUCUUCUGUGUCCUUGUCAGGAGGUCCUUCAUGGAACGUACUACUCGGAAGAAGGGAUGGUCUAACUGCAAACCAAGCUGGUGCCAAUAGCUCCCUUCCUUCUCCAUUUGAGAGCCUAGCCAAUGUCUCAUCCAAAUUCUCUGCGGUUGGCCUAGACACAACCGAUCUUGUUGCAUUAUCUGGUGCACACACUUUUGGUCGUUCCCAAUGUCAAUUUUUCUCCCAAAGGUUGUUCAACUUCAGCGGCACAGGAAGUCCUGAUCCAACCCUAAACUCAACCUAUUUGGCCACUCUGCAGCAAAAUUGUCCCCAAAACGGAAAUGGGUCUACAUUGAACAAUCUUGAUCCUUCAACCCCUGACACUUUUGACAACAACUAUUUCACCAAUCUUCUCAUCAACCAAGGUCUUCUUCAAACAGAUCAAGAACUCUUCUCUACGAAUGGCUCUUCCACAAUCUCCAUUGUUAACAACUUUGCCAACAACCAAUCAGCCUUCUUCGAAGCAUUUGCUCAGUCGAUGAUCAACAUGGGUAACAUCAGCCCUUUGACUGGAACUCAAGGAGAAAUCAGAACAGAUUGUAAGAAAGUGAAUGGAAGUUAAAGAGAAAGAGAGAGCAAGACAAUCAACGAGAAGUUGUAGAAUCUUAAUGCGUAUAUAAGUUUUUAUUUUGCAUUUGUGUAUGUCUGUGUGGCUAAGAAAUGGUUAAGAAAUUGAUAUAGUUUAAUAUUUGCAUGUGUACUUGAGAGGGCAUAAAAUAUAGUUUUGUUUUUGCCCUUCUGUAUCUACAGAUUGGUUGGGAAAUUAUUAUGCUUUCUAGGUGUUGUAUUCCUCUCUUGUUUCCUUGGAAAAUAGUGUUAUAUUUGAAGUAUAUAUUCCUUAAUAAAUAAAUAUUUCCACAUCUAUUUUAGUGUUUCA
Messenger RNA from Glycine soja, 1359 nucleotides. Its product is annotated as peroxidase A2-like. NCBI's taxonomy places the organism in Eukaryota, Viridiplantae, Streptophyta, Magnoliopsida, Fabales, Fabaceae. The coding region runs from base 49 to 1044 and encodes 331 amino acids. Gene Ontology annotation, biological process: hydrogen peroxide catabolic process; response to oxidative stress. The record is from RefSeq and is a predicted model, not a curated record. Gene Ontology annotation, molecular function: heme binding; peroxidase activity. The transcript is spliced from 4 exons.